Rotaria sp. Silwood2 is the source of this 1155-nucleotide messenger RNA. The record is from the annotation of a GenBank genome assembly. Lineage: Eukaryota; Metazoa; Rotifera; Eurotatoria; Philodinida; Philodinidae.
AUGACAUUUGAAGAACAAUUGCAACGUAUAACUGAACUUAAUGUUCGAUUUUUAAUCUAUGAAAAACAUAUAACUGGUAUUGCAGAUCGAGUAAUUCAUUUGAUAUCAAGUUAUUUCGUAGCUUUAUUAACAAAUCGAUUAUUUAUAUUUGAUUCAGAUUGGUCAGAAUUUAUAGACGCUAUGCAAUCAAGUUUAAAUUAUCAACCAGCAUUUAUUAUUUCUUGGUUUUCUCAAUUUGAUUUGAUUAUGAAAAAUUUAUCUUUAGAUUUUCAAAAAAAUUUUUCAUUAGGAUCGUAUUGGUUUUCUUUUGAUCGAUUUAAUAAAGAUUAUGAUUAUGAGAAACAUUGUCCUCAACGUAUUAUUAUAUUUAAAGGGCAUACAGGAGGCGUUAUACAUGCAAUUACAUCUAAUACAAGUCUUUAUAGAAAAUUUUUAACUAUUGAUCUUGAAAUGAAUCCAGGAAAUAUUUUUGGAUGUCUUUAUAAUUCUCUAUUUACUUAUCGUUUAUCUCAAUUGAUUAAACAAGUUCCAUUAAUUUCUUCAAAUAACCAAUCAGGUCAUUCAUCUCAACAAAUUUUACAAAUACUCUUAUCACCGAGAGUUUUUCCAAUUGGAUUUCAGCUUCGUGUUGGAGAUGAAACAAUGAUUAAUACGAAUAAUAUUGCUGAUGAAACAACCAUUCUUAAGAAAUUUGAAAACUUUUUUACAUGCUCUCGACAAAUAAUUAACAAAAAUAAGAAAUUAUUUCGUGAAACAAAUCAAAUUCCAAUUAUUUUUCUUUUAUCUGAUGAUCUUCAAAUACGUCAAGCUGCUUUAAAACGUUGGAAAUUCUCAUUAGAAUGUUUUCAAUCAUUUGAAAAUAAAUGUCAAUCAAAUAAUAGUGAUUUAAGUAUUUUAGCAAAUUCCAAUCCUGUUUUUCAUAUAUCACAUACAAAUAAUCCAAUAUUAGCUUUUCAAUUAGGAAUAUUUGAUAUCUUUCUUUUUAGUUUAUGUGAACAGCAUUUAAUUACUACAGCGAGUGGAUUUGGUCGCUUUGCAGCAUUUGCAUCUUUAAAAUUACGAAAUAUUUAUUCAUUGUUUGUUGAUGAACAAGUUUCUUGUGAAAACCAAAGUGUACCACUUAAAAUUGCAGGUUAUCAUUGGUCGGGAAUCUAA